AUGCAAGAGAAAAUCAUAUAGGAAAGCUAUUCUUAUUUAAAUGAUUUGAAUAAUAAAGUAGGCAAUAGUAAUAAAUUGGUAUAUUCUAAUUAUUGAUAAGGUUGGUAUCUACAAAGGAUUUAUAGGAAACAUUCAUUAAUCAUUUUGUACACUAUCAAUGUAAUUAACUGAAUAUUCAGAAUAAUUUUAUUUAUAGUUAGCAUAAACAUAGGAAGAAAAUGAAUUGAAUCUUUUCUAUUACAAUUAAUUAUCCAACGCCAUCAUAAAUUUUGCUCAUAAUUUGGAUGAGUUGACGAAUGAGAUGAAAUAAGGCAUUUUGGAACCUUAUGAAGAAUUUACAGAAAAUUAUACUGAAAUCAAUAAAGAAUUAAUUACAAAGAGUCAGGAAUUCUUGAAAUAGGUUGAAAAAUAAAGAGAAGCACUUUUUAUUAAACAACAUGAUUAUUUAAAAACAGCUUAUGAUUUAGAGAAAAAGAAAAAAUCAAAAACAUUAAAAUUAAAAGCAGAUGAAUUAUUUGUAGAUUAUAGAUAAGAGUUGGCAAAUGUAAAUUAGUUAUGGGAUUUGUUUAAUGAUAAAUUUAAGAAAUCUUUUGAUGAAUAUGAUUCAAAUGAAUUAGGUAGAACUUCAAUUACAGAGGCAACUUCAGAGAAAUUAUUACAACAUAUUUCUAAAAUAACUAAUACAUUGAAUUUGAGAUUACUUUAAUUGUUGUAAUAAUCUAAUGAUAAAUUACAUUUGAUAUAAAAUAAAUAUCACAUAGAAAAGUAACCGAUUUUGAAAACUAUUAUGAAGAAUAGAAAAUUUAAUAUAUUUAAAGUAACAAAGUAGGAUAAUUUUAUUACUUAUGAGGAUUGGAAAGCCAAUAUGAAUUCUCAUGAUAAAUUUGAUCCUGCAAAUUUACAAAAAUUUAAAUUAUCUUAAUAGAUUGUUUAACAAAUUAAUUAAUUGACUGAUAUCAUAUAAUCGAUUUGUAAUAAUAUCUAUUCAAUUAAUGUUGGUUAAUAUGAUUUUGAAACUUUAUUUUAACAUGCAGAUACUAGAAUUAAAUUAUUGGAUAAUAUUGGAGAUAUUAUAGAAAAAGCACCUACAGAUACAAUUACAAUAAAUUAAUAUGCUAAUGAUCUAUUAGUGUAGAUUGCAAGAAAUUUAAUUAUUAGUAAAUUUAUUCAUAUUUAUUAUUGUAUAUAGACUUAUAAAAAGAUUAGACUUUUGAUAUUGUAGAACUUAAUGCUUUAUUAAAUUUCAUUACUUAAUUUGGGAUUAGAGAAAAAAAUCAAUUUAUUACUAUUGGUGCCUAGGCAAGUGAUAAAACAUCCUUAUUUUAUGUUAAGAAUAAUUGGUAAUAAUUAUUAUUGUAUUUAAAUGAAAAGGAAAAUCUGGAAAAUAAAUCAAAUUAAAAUUAAAAUGAGAAGAAAAAAAAUAAACCAAAGAAAAAUGAGAUUCUAAAUUUGUUAUAUUAAAAAAAAAGAAUUAUAAAAGAUUAAAUGACAUAAGAAUAAAAACUUAAUUAUUUAAAAGUAUUAAUAAACUUAUAAAAAAUUUGUUUAAUGAUGCUUAAACUUGAUAUUAAAAUAGAUUAUGCAAGUGAGACAAUAAUAGUAUUAGCUAAGAUGUGUAAUAUUAAGGUUUAAGAUAUAGUACUUUUGUUAGAAUAAUUUGAAUCAAUUAAAAUUUAUAUGGAAUAAAUAUAACCAUAAUCUCCAAAGACUUAAUAAAUGAUAUUAGAAAAGAAGAGAUUAGUGUAUAUAUUUAAAAAAUGCCUUAAAUAUUUGACUUUAUAAGAUUAAUUAAAUAUAACAUUAGUUAAUAAAGAGUUUUCAACUUUAAAUACAAAGGUGAAACAACAAUAUUUAUGUUUAAAUAAUUUGAGUGAAAGAUUAUCAACAAAAAGAAAACUAUUAUGGACAAGUUUGCUUUAGCCAGAAUCAAUUUAACUUGAUUAUUAUAAAUUAAAAGAGAAGUAUUCAAAAUCAGCAGGAUCGAAAGAAGCAUUUUUGGAAUAAUAAAUAGCAUAGGAUGUAUAGAGAUCAUUUAAUAGUGUUGGAUUAUAAAGUAAGAUUAAUCAUCUUACUUUACACAAUUUACUUAAAUUAUAUGCUUAUUACAAUAAUACAGUAUCUUAUACAUAAGGAAUGAAUUUUGUAAUGGGAUUUAUGUUCAUGAUAAUGGCAGAUGAAGAAUUAACAUUUCGAUGUUUUUCUGCUUUAAUUAAUUAAUUAUUGAAGGAUGUUCUAUUAUAUGAUUUAAAAUACAUAAGAGUAUUCUUUUAUAAAUUAGAUCGAUUGUUAGCAAUAUUUAUGCCAAAAAUACAUUUACAUUUAAAAGAGGAAAAGAUUGAAGCAGGUCAUUAUUCAGCUCCUUGGUUUAUUACAUUAUUUACAGGAUCUUUUAUGAAGAAUGAAUUUUCAACUGUUCUCUUUGAUAUUUGGGAUUUAUUAUUGAGUAGAGGAUGGUGUGGAUAUUAUUAAAUAUUAUUAGGAAUAUUUUAAACUUAUGAAGAGAAGAUUCUUACAAUGAAAUUUGAUAAUUUAUUGUAAUUUCUUAAUAAUUUAACCAAAGCUGAAUUCUUUACUUAAAAUACAGAGGUAUAUAAACAUUAAUUAUUAUUAUUUUUAGGAAAUAGCAUCUUUGAAAACUCUUAAAUAUAGAGCCUUAAAAUUUAAAGUAACAAAUAAAUUAAUUGCAGAAUUAGAUAAGGAAUACUAUUUGGUUAGAUAAAAAAUAAAUAAUCUAAUGAACUCAUGA
This is a messenger RNA of Paramecium sonneborni, 2746 nucleotides long. Lineage: Eukaryota; Ciliophora; Oligohymenophorea; Peniculida; Parameciidae. The record is from the annotation of a GenBank genome assembly.